AUGGCUGCCAUCACAACCGGACUCGGGUCGCGCCUCGUCUCGACCGACACUCAGGCAAAGGCGUUCCAGGAACUGCCUGUUAUCUCGCUCGCGAGGUUGGCCUCGACGGAUCCUGCGGAGCGCAAGGCGCUCGCUGCAGAGAUUCAGGAUGCCGCCAUCAACUCUGGCUUCUUCUACAUCUCAGACCAUGGUGUCCCGCAAUCCGUCAUCGACGGGGUCUUCGAACAGGCAAAAGAGUUCUUUGCGCUCCCGGCGGAGAAGAAGAUGGAGAUGGACAUGCACAACUCACCCGCCUUCAAGGGCUACCAGCCCCUGAAAGGCGAGAACGUCGACCCGGCGAACCGUGGAGACGUGCACGAGGCAUGGGACAUGGGCGACGAUUCGCAGGUUAUGCGCGAGGGGAAGAAGAAUGGGAACCAGUGGCCUUCGCCUACGGACUUGCCCGAGUUUCAGGCAAAGUUGCAGCGGGCUUGGGACGAGAUCAUGGCGCUAGGCAAACGCCUCUUCCCGCUCUUCGCGCUCGCGCUCGACCUCCCCGAAGACUACUUUGCCGACAAGCUCAAGAACCCGGGCUCGACGAUGCGGAUCUUGCAUUACCCGCCGCAGUUUGGGCCGAUGGACUCGAAGGAGAUCGGGAUCGGGGCGCAUUCGGACUACGAGUGCUUCACCCUCCUCCUCCAGCACGGGGACGUCCAAGCUCUCCAGGUCCUCAACGGCGCAGGAGAAUGGGUCGAAGCGCCUCCCAAGCCGGGCACAUUCGUCCUCAACAUCGGCGACCAAUUGCAGUUGCUCUCCAACUCGAUCUUCAAAUCGACCAUCCACCGCGCGAUCAACCGCAGCGGCGUCGAGCGCAUGUCGAGCCCGUUCUUCUUUGGGCUGGACUACGAUGCGGUGCUGGAGGUGCUGCCGAGUUGUGUGAGUGACGAGAGGCCGGCGUUGUAUGAGCCUAUCAAGGCGGGCGAUUACGUGGAGAAGAGGCUUGCGGAGACGUAUGUGUAG
This is a messenger RNA of Rhodotorula toruloides NP11, 999 nucleotides long. RefSeq names its product oxidoreductase,Oxoglutarate/iron-dependent oxygenase family. Bases 1 to 999 code for a protein of 332 amino acids. Gene Ontology annotation, molecular function: dioxygenase activity. The record is from RefSeq and is a predicted model, not a curated record. The transcript has 7 exons. Lineage: Eukaryota; Fungi; Basidiomycota; Microbotryomycetes; Sporidiobolales; Sporidiobolaceae.